This is a messenger RNA of Cinclus cinclus, 816 nucleotides long. It is a transcript of the gene CCDC134, whose product is annotated as coiled-coil domain containing 134. Bases 81 to 770 code for a protein of 229 amino acids. The transcript is spliced from 7 exons. The record is from RefSeq and is a predicted model, not a curated record. NCBI's taxonomy places the organism in Eukaryota, Metazoa, Chordata, Aves, Passeriformes, Cinclidae.
CAGCAGCGGCAUGGCAGCGCGGCAGGCGUGAGCGCCGGCCUCGGCACCCGGCACCCGGCCCGCAGGCUGCAGAGGCCAACAUGGAUUUUCUCAUCAUCUGCCCCUUUCUGCUGGCAUUGCUGCUGUCCCAGGGCAGCUUCACAGACCUGGAGAAACAGAGAGUAGACUCUGGCUUGGAAAUCUAUAAGAAACUGUUUGAGGUGAAGCGCAAGGACCAGAUGAAUGCUCUGAAGAACUUGAUCGAGCUCAAUGACGUCAAUCAGCAGUACAAAAUCAUUGACAUCAUGCUCAAGGGACUCUUCAAAGUGCUGGAGGACUCCCGUGCUGUGCUCAUUGCUGCUGAUGUGCCUCCUGAUGGGCCCUUCCCUCAGGAUGAGAAGAUAAAGGAUGCAUAUUCCCACGUGGUGGAGAACACUGCUUUCUUUGGGGACGUUGUCCUGCGCUUCCCCAAGAUUGUGCACCACUAUUUCGACCGCAACUCCAACUGGAACAGCCUCAUCCGCUGGGGCAUUGGCUUCUGCAACUUGACGGGCGUGUUCGAGCAGGGACCCCACUCCCAGGUCCUGCGGCUGAUGGCUCAGGAGCUAGGAAUCAGUGAGAAAUCUCCCGAUUACCGCAAUCCCUUUAAAACGGACCAGUCAGAGUUUUUCCCCAGUGCUGACACCUUUCAGAAGGCGCUGCGGGAUGAGGAGAAGAGGAGGAAGAAGGAAGAGAAGCGGAAGGAGAUCCGCAAGGGCCCACGCAUCUCCCGCUCACAGUCGGAGCUGUAGCAUGCUGGGACUUGGUGCCUUGCAGUGGGGGUGACACCACUGGGAU